GGCUGCGAAUGUACGAUACCGAGUAGGUCACUAGGAGAUGGGAUGUUAGGGCCUACAGUAUGUGAUUGCCUUGAGACUCCCGCUGUCGCCACCGGCACGUCUCUCCUCAUUCUCCGCGAUCUGGCCCUGAUGAUCGUCUGAACCGAGCAGGUGGGUCCUACUGCAAGCUGCCCAUGCAGUGUCCAGCAUGGCUCGAAGUCCUGGGGACCGAGUGGAGACGCUCACCUGAGGAAGGCUUUGGAUUCGGUAAACGGAAGUCGAGCGCCUCGAUACAACCCCAGACGGGGAAUACGAAUCCUAACCCCAGCGUGUUACAACAGAGCCUGACCCCGCCCCCGGGAGCCCCUCAAAUACCACCGCUCUUUCCUUCGCGCCCGGGUCCCGUCCCGUCGAGUGCAUCCAACCCGUCCCAGUCGAGCCUCCAAAUGAAUCACCCGGGUGCUGGUCCGCGCCCACCCAGCUACUCAGCAAACUAUCCUCCAGGCCCUCCGGGCGGCGUCGGCCGCACCAGCCCGCUCGCCACGCAAGGACCGACCCGUACUCCACCAUCUCAAAUGGUUGGAGGUCCUCCCCCCAUCAACACCGGAGCUCCUCCGGUCGCUGGGUAUCCACCCCCGGUCAUGGGAGGCGGCCCUCCGCCCGUGCCUGGUGGUCCGCCAGGCUACGCUGGCCCUACCGGCUACCCACCACCGGCCGCGCCGCAGCCCACCGGGCCAAUCGCUCCCUACACACGCAAUGCCGCCGCCGAGGUUGAGGGCAACAGCCGGAGCAAGGCUCAGCUGAUCGUGGGCAUCGACUUUGGCACAACAUUCUCUGGCGUAGCCUUUGCAUUUGCGACGAACAAUGAGGCCAAAGAAGACAUCAUCACCGAGUGGCCCGGCGCCGGCUCAUACACGAAGCAGAAGAUCCCGACCGUUCUCUACUAUGACCAGUAUCAGAAAGUCGUUGGUUGGGGCCCCGAUAUCGCCGAUGCCCUUGCCCCGACUGGCUAUCCCAAGCCCGGCGUGCAGAAAGUGGAAUGGUUCAAGCUUCAGCUGAUGCUGUCGGGCAACACGUACAUUGACCCCAUCAACCUUCCCCCGCUGCCGCCAGGCAAGUCGGAGAUCGACGUUGCUGCCGACUACCUCUUCAAGCUGCGCCAGGCUAUGCGGGCGGCGCUUCAGAAGACGCUUGGUGAGGUGUUCAACCGUGAGGAGAGGAACAUCCGCUACUACCUGACCGUUCCUGCUAUCUGGAACGACGCGGGCAAGGCUGCCACCAGAGCUGCUGCCAUCCAGGCUGGCUUCCUCCGCGACGAAAACGACAACCGCUUGACCCUCGUCAGCGAGCCUGAAGCUGCCGCCCUUUUCUGCUCCAAGACGGGCCUUCUGAACCUCAAGGUACACGAUGCCGUGCUCAUCGUCGACUGCGGCGGCGGCACCGUCGACUUGAUUGCAUACGAAGUCGAAGACGAGAACCCCUUCACGGUCGCCGAAUGCACGGCUGGUUCUGGUGACUCGUGCGGCUCGACUGCCCUGAACCGGAACUUCAGCAACAUCCUGCGGACAAAGAUUCGAAAAAUGAAGCUCCCCGACGGCUCCAAGACUGCCGGGCGUGUGUAUGCCAAGUGCAUCAUGGACUUUGAGAACCGGAUCAAGGCCGAUUUCCGGAAUAACGGUCAGAAGUGGGCCGUCGAUGUCGGUAUCGAGGCCGAAUUCCCCGAGGCUGGCAUCGAAGAGGGCUACAUGACCUUCACCAACGAGGAGAUCCUGCAGUGCUUCGAGCCCGUCGUGAACCGCAUUUUGGAGCUCGUCCGGAACCAGAUCAUCGCCAUCCAGGCGCAGAAUAGGACGCUCCAAAACAUUCUCGUCGUCGGUGGUUUUGGCGCGUCAGAAUAUCUCUUCCAGCAGAUUAAGCUCCACGUCCCGCCCCAGUUCCAGUCCAAGGUUGUCCGUCCCAUGGAUUCGGUCGCUGCCAUUGUUAAGGGUGCCGUCACUGCCGGUAUUACUGAGAGAGUCAUUACGCACCGUGUUGCUCGGCGUCACUACCUCAUGGCUACGCUGCAGCCCUUCAAGGAAGGCUACCAUCCCGAGGCGUACCGUGUGCCCUCGCUUGACGGCAAGGACCGUUGCAAGUUCACCCGCCAGAUCUUUGUCCAGAAGGGCCAGAAGGUCAAGAUUGGCGAGCCCGUCAAGGUGUCAUUCUUCCGGCAGGUUGCCCCCGGCGCCACGCUCAUGUACGAGGACAUUCUGUACGCCUGCGACGACGACGUCUGCCCGGAGUACACCAAGGAUCCCAGAAUCAAGGAAGUGGUCACGCUUACGUCGGACCUGUCGCGCAAGAACCUGGAGAAGGAUUUUGAACGGAUGGACACGCCGCAGGGCACGUUCUACCGGGUCUACUUUGACAUCUAUCUCACCCUGGACGGCUCCGAAUUUAGCGCCGAGCUGGUCUGCCAAGGCGAAGUUAUGGGCCGCUGCAGGGCGCGGUUCAGGUAG
This is a messenger RNA of Parathielavia appendiculata, 2477 nucleotides long. RefSeq names its product actin-like ATPase domain-containing protein. The record is from RefSeq and is a predicted model, not a curated record. Gene Ontology annotation, molecular function: ATP binding; ATP-dependent protein folding chaperone. NCBI's taxonomy places the organism in Eukaryota, Fungi, Ascomycota, Sordariomycetes, Sordariales, Chaetomiaceae. The coding region runs from base 174 to 2477 and encodes 767 amino acids. The transcript has 5 exons.